Homalodisca vitripennis (glassy-winged sharpshooter) is the source of this 867-nucleotide messenger RNA. Its product is annotated as putative ferric-chelate reductase 1 homolog. The transcript is spliced from 5 exons. The record is from RefSeq and is a predicted model, not a curated record. NCBI's taxonomy places the organism in Eukaryota, Metazoa, Arthropoda, Insecta, Hemiptera, Cicadellidae. Gene Ontology annotation, molecular function: oxidoreductase activity, acting on metal ions. The coding region runs from base 82 to 567 and encodes 161 amino acids.
UCAGACGAGAGGAUCUGUAGACCCCUCAGUAUACGAUCUGAUCUGUACCUACAACUCAGUUUUAUUACUCACAACUCAAGGAUGCUGGUUCAGGUGGUGAUAUCUGUGAUGUUGGCGACACUGGUGAAGACGGAACCCCCUGACGCUUGUGAGACCAUGGAACCCAGUCACGGCGGCAGUCCUCAGGAAGGACCUCCACCAUUCACAUUCUACCUGCACAAGGACACGAUAGUGAGCCGGUUGUCAGCGCACUUCGCUAUCCUGGGCAGUGAGAGCCAGCACUUCACGGGGUUCAUGGUUCAGGCGCGAGACGACGCCUCAGGGUUACCGGUCGGGCAGUUCGACACAGGGUGUCUCGACAUCAACACCAUGAACUGCUUCGGCGGUUUCGCGAAUACUGCAGUCCACCUCAGUUCGGAGCCCAAGUCUGACGCUCACAUGCGUUGGCUUCCAGAUCUGGACUUUGUUGGGAACGUCACUUUCUUUGCAACGGUGGCCCAGUCCAGGAAAGUUUUCUGGGUGAGGCAUCCUGCGAGAAAAUUGCAAGUCAUCCUUGACGUCGCCUGAUCCUCACUUAGUCCUUAAUCUGCAAUAAUAACUUUGUUUCAUUUAUACCAACUAAUUUAAAAUAUUUUAAACGUACAUUGUAAAGUAGUAAAAGCUCUUGUUAUAUAACGUAACAUAUAUUAUGAUUUAGCCUUGACACAUCCUUAAAGGCUUUAGUAUAAGUGGGUGGAGGUGGAAGAAAUUUGGUAGGUACAUGACAGCAACUUAUUACAUAAAAUAAUAAAUAGGUUUCAAUUGUAAAUACAGGGUGAGUUACAUAAGUUUUCCUCAGAUAUAUUAAGAGAACGGUUGGAUCAAUAG